AUGCCGACUUUGCGAAGCGGUAGGUAUACCCGGGCCGUUUCAUUAGAUACCUUGGCCCCAGGAACACUAGGACCUGUGCACAUCGGAGGUUCGUCGGUGGAAGUCGCCGAGCCUGCCUUCGGGAAUCCGGGAGUGGACGCCGAACCAGCGACGUGCGCUGACGAGUACGGCGUGGUACAAGUCCAAGACCACGACGGAUCUUCAGGAGACUUGACGCCUCCCCAGCAACAUCCGCACGGCAGUCGCGAAAUUCAAGUCCCGCUCCCAAAUCGGUCAGCUCUAAAGAGAUCCAAUUUGGAGAUUGGGCCGUCAGCAGGUGGGCCCUCCUCUAAGCGUGCACCCACGACUCUCGCGGUUCAUCCCAAUGUCCUGGACGAAGACGCACUUAUCGUGGAGUUCGCGCGCCACUAUGCCAAGAAACUCACCAGAAAUGACUUUUGUGCUCUUCUUCUCAACCAAAUUGUCCUCCAGUCAGUCGGAAUACCCGGCUUAAAAAAGUUACCGCCACUGAGUGAUUUAAUCGCACAACAUCCGGAGUUGGGGGAUGGGUUAGAGGAAGCAUGGAAGGCUCAAUCGUUCAAGAAGAUACGAAACUCGGUUACAGAAAUUCUUCUUCCAACAGUCCAGCCUGCGGGUCCUCCCGACCCUGAAGCGAUACUUGAUUCUCAAUCAUCUGAAGAUGCGACAGUCAAGUCGUGGUCUUCCGAAUACAGAGGAGACGCUGCCAACAUUCUUUACCAGUACAUGAUGAGACAAAAUAUCGCUGAUACAUAUGCUCGCCUCUUACCAAUCGUACAGUCCUCUGGCAUGGGGAAAUCGCGAAUGGUCGACGAGUUCUCCAAGAAGCACUUUGUAGUCCCCGUCGGGGAGCUGAAGGUGAUAUUCUCUUCCCGAUAUCCGGCUCCUGACCAUGAUGUCUUGAAUUGGUUCACAAGGAUUAACCUUAAAGAGCAUGAAAGCGAUACUCGUUUCAGCGCAUUUCUCACUGCAUUGUUCGAGAGGCUCUCAUCGGCCGAGAAGUCAGCGGCAUUAAUGCGCUAUCCUAAAUCCCUUGCGGGGCAGUUUCGACUUUUUAUGACAGUUGGACAGCGGUUUGGACAGCAAGCUCCUCUACGUGUGCAGUUUUACGAAGAAGUAUUGGUCAGAGCGGAGGAGGCAAGUCUCUGUUUUGUGUCGCCGCUAGGUCACUCACAAUCGAGGCAGCUCUAUUCAAGUAAUAGGCCGAUGACUCCUUCAAAACAGAAAACACCGCCCGGGAGAUUCACGACAAAAACAAAUGGCACGGAUGUUGAACUUGCUACUGUCGUCCGACAAGUGUUAGAGAAGAUCAACCCUCGUUUCAAGCUCAAAGCGCAGCAUACUCCCAUAUUGACUUUGGCAUUUGAUGAAGCCCACACCUUGGUGCCUUCAAAUACUGGUAGAGGGUGGUCCGCAUUCUCAUCGAUGAGACGCGCUUUGCGGGGUUUACGGUUGUUCCCUAUCUGGACCCUCUUCUUAUCCACAACAGGGAAAUCUGACCAAUUCUCCCUGCCACCUUUCCUUGAUCCAUCGAGCCGCAUUAUCCAAGGUGAACUUUCCAGUGUCAAACCGUUCAGCGCUCUAGGUUUCGAUCGCAUGGCAAUGAAGUUUCGUGAGGGCAUGACUCUGAAUGAUGUCACUAAGUUACCGUACAGGUUAUCAUUGGGUUGUCCCUUGUACAUUCUCCCAGAUCUUUCUUCACUAUAA
This is a messenger RNA of Cantharellus anzutake, 1725 nucleotides long. RefSeq lists its product as uncharacterized. The record is from RefSeq and is a predicted model, not a curated record. The transcript has 6 exons. Lineage: Eukaryota; Fungi; Basidiomycota; Agaricomycetes; Cantharellales; Hydnaceae. Bases 1 to 1725 code for a protein of 574 amino acids.